Molecule: messenger RNA, 2205 nt
Organism: Labeo rohita (rohu)
Lineage: Eukaryota; Metazoa; Chordata; Actinopteri; Cypriniformes; Cyprinidae
Gene: nt5c2l1
Product: 5'-nucleotidase, cytosolic II, like 1
Exons: 18
Coding region: 125-1672 (515 amino acids)
Molecular function (GO): 5'-nucleotidase activity
Source: RefSeq, a predicted model, not a curated record
AGCCAAACCCAAGGAAAACUUACUCGGUGAUGUCAACAUCAUGAUACAAUUUAAAGCUCAAAGAGGAGUUUGGUGACAGCUUCACACUGCUGCUCAUAAGAGACUGAUUUGGGGAGCGGGAGCGAUGGAGCCACGCACCGCCAAACGAGAACUCCAUCAGAGGGUGUUUGUGAACCGGAGUUUGACACUUGAAAACAUCAAGUGCUAUGGCUUCGACAUGGAUUACACUUUGGCAGUGUAUAAGUCUCCAGCGUAUGAGAGCCUGGGCUUUGAGCUGCUCAGGGACAGGCUGGUGUCAAUCGGAUACCCACACGAGCUGCUGGGCUAUACGUACGACCCCACCUUCCCCACGCGAGGCCUGGUGUACGAUACCACGUAUGGUAACCUGUUGAAAAUAGACUCCAAUGGAAACAUCCUGGUGUGCACUCACGGCUUUGAGUACCUGAGAGGUGCACAGGUUGAUGAGUAUUAUCCAAACAAGUUCAUCCAGAGGGACGACACCGACCGUUUUUAUGUCCUUAACACACUCUUCAACCUAUCAGAGACCUAUCUGUAUGCGUGUCUGGUUGACUUCUUCACCAAAAGCUCCAGAUACAAAAAUUGGAAGAAAGGGUUCAAACACGGUGACUUGUUCAUGUCACACAGAAGCAUGUUUCAGGACGUGAGGGACGCCAUGGAUUACCUUCAUGACACGGGCAUUCUGAAGGAAAGAACAUUGAAGAACCUGGAAAAAUAUGUGAUUAAAGAUCCUCGUCUUCCUGUGUUACUGAGCCGCAUCAAAGAGGUCGCCAAACUGUUUCUGGCCACCAACAGCGAGUUCAGUUACACUGAGGCUAUUAUGAAAUACUUACUGGAAUUUCCGUCCGGCUCUAAGAACCCUACGAAACCGUGGCGCUCGUACUUUGAUCUGGUGGUGGUGGACACGAGGAAGCCUUUGUUCUUUGCAGGGGGGACAGUGUUACGACAGGUAGACACGGACACUGGGAAGCUGCGUAUCGGCACAUACACUGGAGACCUUCAGCAUGGGACGGUGUAUUCUGGAGGAUCUUCUGAUAUUGUCUGUGAUUUGCUGGAUGUUAGGGGGAAAGACAUCCUCUAUGUGGGCGAUCACAUCUUUGGCGAUAUUCUCAAGUCAAAGAAACGUCAAGGGUGGAAGACCUUCCUGGUGGUUCCCGAGCUCGUGAAGGAGCUGCACGUGUGGGCCGACAAAGCCACUAUGUUUGAGGAGUUGAAACAUCUUGAUAUCUUCCUAGCAGAAUUAUAUCAGCAUUUGGACAGUGGAAGUCAAGAGUGCCCAGAUAUUAGUGCAAUUCAGGAAAGGAUAAAGAUGUUGACGUACGGCAUGGAUCUGUGCUAUGGGAAAAUGGGCAGUCUUUUACGCUGUGGUUCCACAAAAACCCUCUUUGCCAGUCAGUUACUGCGCUAUGCGGAUAUAUACUCUACCUCCUGCCUCAACCUCCUAAACUACCCCUUCAGCUACCUCUUCAGAGCCCCUCUUGUCCUGCUGCCACAUGAGGCCGCUGUGGAGUCUCAGGCUAAAGAGCACAUAACAGAGCUGUCAGAGCACAUGCUCAAAACCAACAUCAAGCGGCAAUGUGAGUGUGAAGACGGUGAUUGCGGACAAGAGGAUAACUGUGCCCGAAAUAACCCAGCUACAUCUACAGAGACAUAAAGACGGAUUUUGAUUCUUUUUUAACUGCUGUAAAUAUGAACUUUUUAUCUAGUGUGCAUGUUUUACUUCGACAGUUUCCAUUCCUGCCUUAAAACUGUGUUUUGAUACACAGUGCUUGUGUGGUUGAUUUGCAGUAUUAGUUCUGACUUGAGUAUAAUUCCACUUAAAAGGAAAAGUUUGCCAAGUUUUUUUUGUGAUGUCUUGUUCAUGUUGUGUUGUUAUUUGUAAAGCAGGUCUAAAAUCUUUAUUUAACCAUUUUAUAAAACUUUUAUAUUCUGUGUAUUUAAUUAAGACAACUACUAUUUUGUAUGUCACGAAUGCAUGAAAACUAAAGAAUUGGGUUGUGUGAUUUUUGAGGUCUCGUUGGUCAAAUGUUUAUUUGUAUGUUUAUCUUCACAUGUGACUGAAUAAGUUAAAUUAGGACGUAAGUUUUAAAACAGUUUCUAUAUUUUGCCUCUACAACUGAUUUAAUAUAUUUAUGUAUUUACGAUUUUUCAUAAGCAUAUUGAAAUAUUAAAAUGCUUUAUUUUAGA